Molecule: messenger RNA, 6305 nt
Organism: Alligator sinensis (Chinese alligator)
Lineage: Eukaryota; Metazoa; Chordata; Crocodylia; Alligatoridae
Gene: IPCEF1
Product: interaction protein for cytohesin exchange factors 1
Exons: 11
Coding region: 149-1432 (427 amino acids)
Source: RefSeq, a predicted model, not a curated record
ACCGAACUGCUCAUGAGGAUAACAGCAAUUUCCUAUCAAGCAGACGUGAUGUGAGGAUGAACACGUUAAAGAUGGUGAGGUGCUCAGAGACUACAGUAACGGGGGCCAUAUAGUUGCUUGGCUCUCCUGCUAAGUUUUGGAAUUGCAUAUGGCAGAUGACAGCAGAGCUCUUGUUCCCUUGCGUCAAAAGACAAGAAAGAAAAGUCAAGGGAUUUGUAUAAUGAGUCGACGGAGGAUAUCAUGUAAAGAACUGGGACUACCGGAUUGCCAGGGGUGGCUCUACAAGAAAAAGGAGAAAGGAGCUUUUAUUGGCAACAAAUGGAAAAAGUUCUGGUUUGUGCUAAAAGGGUCAUCGUUAUAUUGGUACAGCAGCCAACUGGCAGAGAAAGCGGAAGGAUUCAUCAAUCUGCCAGAUUUCAGUGUGGAACGAGCAACUGAAUGCAAAAAAAAGCAUGCUAUUAAGAUCAACCACCCACAGAUCAAGACAUUUUAUUUUGCAGCGGAGAAUGUGGUGGAAAUGAACAUGUGGCUAAAUAAACUGGGACUGGCUGUGAUUCCUCAGGCAACCAGUGGAAAGAAUGAAGAAGAAUGCUAUAGUGAGAGUGAACAUGAUGAUCCAGAAAUAACAGAAACACCACCUCCACCAUAUACAGCACAGCCACUGCCUCCUCAUUUGGUUCAGCAACAGCCUUCUGUGGCCUCCUCACUGUCUAGUGAAGCAUCCUGUUCUCUUUCCUCCCUGGAAAGCACCGUGAAGUCACAAGAAUCCUCUUCUUCCUUGGUGUCUAAAGUGACUUAUCCAGAAAGGCAGUCCUGGCUUGACAUAGUUAACAGCUCUCCUGCCACGGAAGAGGUUGAUCAACCCUUAACUUUCUCUGUUCAGAAUCACACUGGUGAACAGCCACAGAUGAACUGUAGUGAAUCAGUUGAAAGCCAGCAGAUCAAGUCUGAUACUGGAUCUCACGACACUUUGCUAGGUGAAGGCACAACUUGCUUAACUGUGCCAGAUCUGGUAGGAAUGAAGACACUAGCCAAAGAUCGGGCAAAAUGCUGUGACAAUGAUGAAAUGGAACGACUUUAUAAAUCAUUAGAACAAGCAAGUCUGUCACCUAUUGGAGACCGUCGUCCUUCAACCAAAAAAGAACUUAGAAAGUCCUUUAUCAAAAGAAGCAAAAACCCCUGCAUUAAUGAGAAACUUCACAAAAUCCGGGUGCUGAAUAGCACGUUAAAGUGUAAAGAACACGACUUGGCCAUGAUUAACCAGCUGCUGGAAGAUCCUGAGUUGACAGCAGAGAAAUACAGAAAGUGGAGGAGCACAAACAAUAUGUUGGUCCAAGAUAUCUAUCAGCAGCAGGAAGUCCUGUAUUUGCCAGAGGAGAAUAGGAAAGAGGAAGAGAUGAACCCACCACCUUUCAUUGGGAACUCUCUCUGAGCAAUUGCAUGUGCAGCACAUGACAAAAUUUCUCCCCAUCUCUCUUCAUUUAGUGAGACUUUAAAUUUGCUAUACUUUCAGGUUUUGUUUUUUCAAGUGCUUAUGUCAUUCUUUGGAAAAGAAAACAACUCAUUCUUCAAAGCAUUCCCAGGUAUUAAACAAAACAAAACAAAACAAAACAAACCCAAACCAAACUCUACUGGGGUGCACACCUGAGAAGCAUGCUGCAUGAAGCAGAGAAGAAAUGGAGUUACAUUUCAGAAUGGCUAACUUUUCAGAAGACUCAAACUGAGCCUGGAAUACCUGAAAGUCACAGAAAAAUGUACAUAUUGUAGAUAUUAAAUACUUGGGGUGAUUGUACCCACCUAAUCUAUUGAUGAAAUAAUUUUAUUAAGUUAUAAUAAUCUGAACAGUACUGUAUAUACUCCUCUGUUACUACAUCUUGGCUCUUCAAGAUGAUAAGUACAAAUACGUUGUACUUUCACUUCUACCUACACUCAUUUUGAAUGCAUUUCAAUUUUAAACAGAGAUUUCUAGGGCAAUGAUUACAGACAGAUCUCUAUUUCAGACCAUCUUCAGGCACGAGUUCACGUUCUGCUUGACACCAUAAAUAUUUUGUGUGGGCAGACAAGGCCAAGAAUUGUUUCCUGUGCUAUCUGGAAAGGUUCUUUUAAUGUGUUUCAGUGGCAAAUAAACUGCUCAGCAGUGUAGAAACCCUGUGUUGUCUUAAGUUUUAACUUUUUAAUGGUGUAUAGACUUGGUGAGGGUUAUAUGCUGUUUUAUGUUUUAGGCAGUAGUGAAUAUGUAAGGUACAAGUUUAUUUCAAAUGUGUAGUCAAAAAAACCCAACAAAGAAUCCAGAUCCCAAAGCAGAUGAUUAAACAUCAUUAUUUGAUGCAGCAUGAAAAAUAUAAACCAUAAUGGGCUAUAUUUUUGUAAAUGUGUAUCACCUUAUGGCUUAUAUGAACAUGGACAUAUAUUGUAUAUAUGAUUGUAUUUAUGUAUUUAUAUGUUCUGGAUUUCUCUGUCUAGAUAGGACCACAUUUUAUAGAUAAGAUUACUUAUCUGUUGAUUUCAAGUGAAAUAUUUGCACAGAUUUCAAGGCCAAAUAUUCUUCUUCUAUAUAUGGAGCACAUAAUAACUCCAAAGAGAGAGUUAUAUCGGAAGCUCCGUUGUUAGCAUUAAUUUGACCUUGCUUCUGUCUUUUGAACUGGGUAUGAGAUUUAUCUAAAAAUGUUGCUGUAGAAUCUAUAUUAGGAAAAUAUUUUUUCUAGAAAAUAUCAUAACUCCAGGUUGCAUACUUACAUGAUAUUAUAUAAACAAAAAGCACUUUAAAAUUUUUGCUCCAAUGUCAUAAUUUUUUACCUUACUGUGCCCAGCACAGGGUAUACUUUUGAAUAACAACUUGGCAAUGUGCAAUAUAUUUUGAUCUGCAUGUUUGUAUACGUUACUUUACAGAGCUACUGAAUUUUAAGAAUAACAAAUCAUGAUCUUUGUUAAAUGAAUUUCCAACCCAAGAACUGGUGUACAGUACAGUACAUAUGUGCAUUCUAGUUAGCCAGUGUGUAAAGCUAUUCUUAUGAAUACUUGCAUACAUAUUACUGGUUGAAAUGGAAUACAGUGUAAGCACCAAAAAUAGAAACAGAUAGAUUUUAACUUAUUUUUAACCACCAUAUGUUUUAGCAGAAUUUUGAUUAUGAAAAUAAUUGUAUAUGCUAAAUUCCUGGAAACACACGGGAUCUAAUUCAUCACUAGUCUGAAUCAAAGAUUAAGUGUUUCAUUACUUACCAAUUAGUACUCGUAAAUCAAAGCAGAAUCAGAACUUUAUGGGGGAGCUUCAGGAGUAGGGUGUUCAAACCAAACUGUAGGGGAUGAAUGGGGAGUGUGUGUGUAUGUGUGAGAGAGAGAGAGACUUUUGAUUUUUUAAAAAUCUUUAUUAUGCAGGUAUUAAAACUAAUGGUGAAAGUGCAAAGGUAUGUGGCCCUCUCAGGGGCUAAUCAUGAAAAAGGUCAUUAGCAACAAAAAAACCCAUGUGACCAGAAAUUGAUACCCCUCCUCCAUGCCCCUCAUGGGGUUACAUAUGUAGGACCAGCUGUCUGUCUUUCACUUUGCAGAGGUAAUAACCCAGCACAACACAAAUUGGUCUACAUUUUCUUGCAAGGUGAAGUUUCCAAAUUCAAAUGUGAUACAUGCUUGGACCCGGAAGCAGAAGAGUUGGAGUGCAUCAUUGGAGCCAGCUCCUCCAAGCCGGUUUCUGUGGCUUUUCAGAGUUGCUGUCUUGGCCUGGCCCAGCAUGAAAUUGGCCAGGCAGAUCACACACCCCUUGGCUCUUGGUACUGGAUAGAGGAGAUGUACACAGUCUUGUAAAAGUCCAAGUCCAGAGUGCCAAAGAGGGUGCUGAGGGAAGUGAAGAAUGACUGUAGCUGGGGGCAGUCCAGGAAGGCAUAGAAGAAAGUCUCCUCCACCUCCUUUUCACAGAAUGGGCAGGCCAUUGAUGACACUGGGUCUAAGUGGAAGACAAAAGUACCCGUGGCCAGGGCUCCAUGCAGCAGCUACCACUGGAGGUGUCCAGUUACCUUGGUGACGAGUAGCUUGUACAGGGCGCAACAGGCUGGGUGGGUUUACUUUUGUGUUACUUCUGUUAGGUGCUGCCUCCAAGUCAUGUCAGGGUAGGUGGCAAGGACACAGGCAUGAUGCAGUUUGUCUACAUGUACAGUACUUUCUCAGACAGGAUCUUAAGUUAAAUUCCACUACUAUUCUUGUUAGGUACAGGGAGGGACAGCCGGCUGCUGGGCCCAUCAUUCUCACUGCAGUCCACAGCGGGAGAAACAGGUCUGUCAUUGGGGAGGGCUUGUUGUGUGCAGAGGUGGUCUUCUAGGGCAAUAAGUGUAUUUGUGGGGAGGGCAUCUUUCAUUCCAGCUUAGAUGUGCAAAGCAAAAUGGACAGAAUGAAAGCCCAGCCAGUCAGCUAGAGUUUUGGCUGAGAGCCAGAAAGGCUGAGCUGACUGCAAGAGGCAGGUACGCUUGAUGGUGUGCAACUGGAUGAAGGAAGCAAUGGGGCUUCAGGAGUUGAGGCUUGGUGCCCCCCAUUACAAGGCCAAGUUAUGGACCAGGGGCUCUUAUAGCGACUUUGGAAACUGCAGGAACCUACCCUGCAGUUUCAGAGAGAGGCCCAUCUGGCCCAGGCAAGGCUAUGGUAUAAGCAUGAGCAUGGCAGGGUGCUCUAGCCAAGGUGAUCAGGAUCCAAAAGGAACAGUUCCUGAUCAAGGUUGAGGUCCUUCACCCAAUGCAGGAAAGCAAAGGCCAGCUGUUGCCAGGGGAGGCAUUUCCAAGCAAAGAGCAUGUGCUAAAGGGCUUGUUGGCAGAAGGCAGCUACCCUGAUCACCUGGUUGAUGAGACCCUGGCUUCUCUUGCUGGUGGGUAGGUAGGACAGUUCACUGGAGCCAGUGGUGCCCAUUACAGAAGUAGUCCAGGAAGACCUUGUGAAUGCUUUCAAGAAGGGUCACUGGCGGAUCCAGGAUGGUGAACAUGUGCUGCAGUGCAGCAGCUUCCAGGUUGUUGAUGAUCAAGUUUGGCCAUGCUAGGAGAGAUUGGGCAGAUGCCAGGGCCACCACUGGUAGUUGUGCCUCAGCCUUCUCAUGAAGGCUUUCCCAGUGCUUGGCUAGAUAGUUGGGAGGGCCUUGGAAAACAUCCAGAGCUUUGAAAGCCAUUGUGGCAUCAGAUAGGGCCUCCAGGCAGGUCUGGGAGCUGAGUGUUGGCUCAGGUGCUUGGCAGAAAUGUGUCACUUUUGGCCCAGUUGAUACAGACUGAAGAGGCACAGUUGUAGGCCCAAUGACACUCAGUCAGGGAGUGGACAUCAUCAUCACUUUUCUCAAAAACAGUCACAUCGACAUAUGUUGUCACCUUAACUGAGGGGCCAGGGGGAGGAGGGAAGAUGAAACAGAGAGAGACAGAGAGAAAUUAGGCAGGGGGUAAGCUCUGAGCUCAGUGCAUCAGUACUUUGGGUAGUGUGGUCGUCUGCCAAAGUUUAGUAGGGGGGUAGCUCUGUUUUUCACUAUGUAAGUUCCAUUAAAGCAAGGCUUCUAUAACGCACACAUUAGUGCAGAGAGUGGAAAUGAGACACAGAAUGAGGAAGGUUAUGGUCAGGUUGGGAUCAGAAGCCAGGGAGCAAGGCUGGACUUGGGAUGCUAUCAGUGCCUCAGCUUUGAAAGCAGGGAGUAGGAUUGACUGCAAAGUUAAAGUUAGUAUUGGGCUAUGGAGAUGGCAAACUGAGAUUAGCUUGGGGUUGGAACUGCAUGGCACUGAUUAAUAGGGGAAGCAAAGAGAGAGAAAGAAAAAGAAUGAGGACCAGAGUUUGUUUUACUUAUUUGGUGUCUGUGUGAUCCCAUUCCCUUCUUGAGUCCUGGAAAAACUAUGAGUGUGCCUGCUUUUGCACUGCACCUUCAGCUUAGCAUUAGUACUACAUCAGAAAAAACAGUGUGGGGGGGGGAGGGAGCCUCAACCAAGUCUUGCAUUAAUGUUUAACAUGACUUGAGUAGGAUGGAAUAGAAUCAUGCUCAGACAUCCAACAUGGGGAGUAGGAUCUGGGUCUGAGCCUCCAGGGGUCUGGCUAAAAAAAAUUCAGUGUUUCAGGAAAACCUCACACAUAGCAAAGAAAGUUUACCCAGUGCCAAGUAGAAGUCCUAGAUUUACGUUAUACAAAUAAACUCAUAGUUUAGCCCAGUGAGCACAUGCUUUUACUAAUAGUGUGUAUGUGUGCAUACACAAUAGCCUGUGUUGUGUAUUUUAUACAUUGGUUUUGGUUUAUAAAGCACUGCAUAAAUGCUCAUGGAUUGACAAAGCCAAUGCAAUUGUUUGUGAAUAAACUAUAUUGCG